Zophobas morio is the source of this 1927-nucleotide messenger RNA. RefSeq names its product choline transporter-like protein 1. Gene Ontology annotation, molecular function: transmembrane transporter activity. Bases 182 to 1789 code for a protein of 535 amino acids. The transcript has 12 exons. Gene Ontology annotation, biological process: transmembrane transport. Lineage: Eukaryota; Metazoa; Arthropoda; Insecta; Coleoptera; Tenebrionidae. The record is from RefSeq and is a predicted model, not a curated record.
AGCGCGCUCCAGGUUGUAAGGACACUUUAUUACUUUACUCAUUUUUCGCCUUUUAUUGUGUUCUGCGAGAAUUUUUGGUAUUAGUUUCUUUGUAUUUAGACGUCGUGUUUGUUUCUGGUUUUGUGUUUUUAUCUGUGCUGGAAGUAAUACUUGUGCGUAUAUUGUAUGGGAAGGCGGCAACAUGGGAUCUUCGCCCAGUAUUAUGAAACCAGACGAGCUCAUCGAGUUCAGGAAGCUGAACACGUCCAUCGAAAAUGUGGAAGUGCCCGCACGACCGGAAAACAGGAUUGUCACGGAUAAGAAGGGAUUCGUCAUUUUUGGCAUUUCCAUACUAAUUUUGAUACCUUUCGUAGUAUACACCUUGGUAAACGUGGAUUUUAGAUACAUGAAUUACGAUACCGACAGCUGCGGAAACUUCUGUGGGCACAAAAACCCCGUAGUCGAAGGUGUUCCUUGCUCGGGUGGAGAUUUUACAUCGAAACCAGUCUUGGGUGCAAUGGAUGAAUGUAUUGCACGUAAUUCCGGGCCAAUCAUGAUUGUGCGACAACUAAGAUUACUAAACAAUCCGUCCGACGCUGCCUUUCUUCUAAAAGAUAAAAGCAUAUGGAGGUCCGUUUUGGUGAUAUUCCUUCCAACGGUUCUAGGUGUGCUCACACUGGUACUGUUGAGGUUUGUUCCAGCUCCGUUUGUGUGCGGAAAUUUUAUUUUUUCGGGGCUAGUUUUACUGGAUACUACUGCAUUUUUAUGGGUUCUAUACUUCCGAGGGACUCGAAUGCCUUUGGUACCCGUUGUUGCCUGGACAAUUUUUGCUGUCACAAUACUGAUCAUUUUUAUAGUCAUAUUUAAAAGAAUCCGUUUGGUUAUUCAGUUAUAUAAAGAAGCAACCAAAGUUCUUGCUGCUAUGCCCUUAGUAGUGUUAUUUUCUAUAUUCAUAGCAUUCAUCCAAGUAGUUGUGUUUAUAGCUGCCAUUGUUAACAUCAGCUACAUGUCUAACUCUACAACACCGACAAAGCGUGACGAAAAUAAGUACACGUACGAACUAUCUGCAGUUGCAAUUUUCACAAUGGUUUUUAAUAUAAUCGUAACCCUUUGGUUUAUGCGAUUUCUUGCGGGAAUUCAAUAUAUGACCGUUGCUGGAGGCGUAGCACGGUGGUACUUUUCCAAAAACAACGAUCAGUUGAAUUCUCCAGUUUGGUCUAGUUUUAAAGUUACAGUCAGGUACCACCUUGGUACUAUCGCAUUUGGAUCUCUCUUAAUGACGCUGUUCGCCGUAGUGAAGAUCUUUCUAAAACUGUGUUGCAGAAAUUCGUGCUCCAAGUGUUGCACGAAGUUGUGCUGUAACUAUGCGGAAGUGCUUCUCAAAUUCUUGUCUGGAAAUUCUUAUACUCUGACAGCAAUCCAUGGGCAAUCUUUUCUGAGAUCCGCCAGACGAGCUACCAAAUUACUUUUGACAAAUAUCGGUAACAUCGUGGCUGUAAACUGUGUUGGAGAUUUUGUUUUUGGAGUAUUUAUAAUGCUGAUCUGUGCACUCGCCACAGUAUUUUACUUUAAUUUAUUUAACUAUAGGAUUACAUUUGAAAUUGCAACCAUUUAUUUUUUCAUAAAUGCCAUCAUUAUUUACGUAAUAUUUGGGACAUUUCAAACUAUCAUCGACGCUCUCUUCAUAUGCUUCUGUGAAGAUUCAGUCAUGAAUGACGGUAUAUCAAGACCAUACUAUAGGUCUCGAGGUUUGAUGGAGUUUAUGGAAAGUACGAAGAAGACGCUGGGACGACAACAUACACAACAAUAAAGUCCCAAUUUACAACGAAAACCGAUAGAAACGUCUCAGGGGCAUAUCUAGUUUUACUUCUGCCUGUACUGAUACUCUUCCUGAAACGAAAUUUGCAACUUAUUGUAUUUACUUGAGCGUAUAUUAAAGUUUAAAUUA